Chelmon rostratus (copperband butterflyfish) is the source of this 3835-nucleotide messenger RNA. RefSeq names its product lactosylceramide 1,3-N-acetyl-beta-D-glucosaminyltransferase A-like. Lineage: Eukaryota; Metazoa; Chordata; Actinopteri; Chaetodontiformes; Chaetodontidae. The transcript is spliced from 2 exons. The record is from RefSeq and is a predicted model, not a curated record. Gene Ontology annotation, biological process: brain development. Gene Ontology annotation, cellular component: membrane. The coding region runs from base 892 to 2079 and encodes 395 amino acids.
UUCAGGGCAAUCAGAGCAACACUUGAAGCGCAGCUGAGUUGCUGAAGUGGACUACUGCGGCUUACAGGGGAAAAAGAGGAAAGAGGAAAUUGUAAAUGGCAGAAAGCAGAGAUAGAAGAGAGAAGAGAGGCGGUUGGAAAGAGUGAGGCAGGGAAAGUGAGUGUCACAGGUAGGCAGAUAAAAGCAGAGUUUACAGGGGCUGGGCAGAGCAGAGAAGAGGGCUUUAUCUGUACUUUACCUACACAUGGACUGGACUCAGAAACAGGCCGGUGCCAUGUGUUUCCAUGACAUGCUGACGCUACAGUAAACAGGAGGAGAAGGGAUCAGGAAGUGGAGGGGAGCGCUCAAACUAACCAGGAGUUCCCAGGAGAGAAGGACAAAAGAGCAUAUUGAAUUUUUUGAGCUGAAGAAAGGACACUGAGCUUUACCUGGAUCUGUGUGAGGCUGGAUCACUAUGAGGGAUUGGAGCUUUUGCUUCACACGGCAUAGGAAGAUCAGUUACAGAGCACCCAGACUGCCGAAGAGCCUGACAAAAGCCUACUGGACUUGACAACAUUAAAAAGAGAAGCCAGUUGUAAGGACAGGAGGAGGAGGAGGAGGGAAAGAGGAUAUGUGUGAGGCGAGACGGACGAUUGAAGAUAAAGCGAAUGAGGUGAUACGGAAGAUGAUUAGAUAGAUGAAAGGAGCGCGAGAGGCAGACGUGAGAGUCAAAUGAGGAGUCAAGCUUAAGAGUGAAAGGAGUCGGAGAUGAAAUAGCGUACUCUGCUAUCAGAAAAAGACGAGCCAGGUUAGAUAGAGGAGGAUAAAGCUCCAGGAGAGCCCUGGUCUAGAAGGAUCCAGAGGACACCUGCUGUCGCCGUUCACAGAUAGCAGAAACAAACAUUAGCCGUGAUGUUCAUGAACUUCCGUCGUAUCCGCAAGUGGCACUACGUGCAGCUGCUGACCACGGGCCUGUUGCUGAGUGUGGUGAUGGUCUGCUGGGAGGGACUGGACCACCAUGUGGUCAGCCACAUGAGAUCCUACACGUACCGCUACCUGGUCAACAGAUACGACUUUCUCAAUUCCUCUUUCUCCAUCCCCCCCAGGCAUCACCGCAGAGAUGGUGCGGAUGCUGGCUUAGUGAGCUAUCCGUACCUCAUCAACCAUCCGGGUAAAUGCGGAGCUGGUGCUAAAGAUGAGAAAAGCUUGGAUGAUGUUCUCCUGCUGCUGUUUGUGAAAUCAUCUCCAGAGAACUUUGAGCAGCGCCAGGCCAUCAGGGACACGUGGGGGAACGAGAGCUUUGUUUGGUCACAACUGGGGGUGAACAUGAGGACGGUGUUCGUCCUUGGCGUCCACCCGGAUGUCGGGCGGAGAUCCAGUGUGCAGAGUGCGCUGCUGCAGGAGGACCGAGCCUACGGAGACCUGAUCCAGCAGAAUUUCUUGGACACCUUCCACAAUCUGACCGCCAAACUGAUCCUGCAGUUCCACUGGGGCCACGACUACUGCCCUCAGGCACGCUUCCUCAUGUCUGCAGAUGAUGACGUGUUCAUCCACGUGCCCAAUUUGGUGAAGUACCUGCAGGAGCUCCUGAGUAGACAACCAGAGGCCAAAGACCUGUGGGUGGGGCACGUGCACAGAGGAGCCCCUCCGAUUCGUCGUAAAAAAAGCAAAUACCACGUUCCUAAUGAUCUGUACCCCUGGCCCUCCUACCCAGACUACACGGCUGGAGCCGGGUACGUGGUUUCAAGGGAUGUGGCCGCUAAGAUCUACUAUGCAACCCUGAUGCUGAACUCCUCCAUGUACAUCGACGACGUCUUCAUGGGGAUUUGCGCCAAGGCCAUGGGGGUCUCUCCCCAGGAGCAUGUGUACUUUUCAGGGGAGGGGAAGGCUCCAUACCACCCCUGCAUCUAUGAUCACAUGAUCACAUCGCACGGUCACGCCACGGACUUGCGCUCACUGUGGCAGGCAGCGACAGACCCGACGGUGUACCGCCACUCCAGAGGAUUUUUAGGCAGUGUGUACUGCACAGCGGUGAGAGUGAUGCUGCUGUGUCUGCCAUAUUACCAGAACACUUACUCCUGUAUGGCUGCUUUUACAUGAAUGCACUCAAGAUGGAGGACUGCUGAAUGUACCACACAAACAAAUGACGGUACCUUGCACAGUCUGGAUCUUUUUUUUUUUUCUCUCUUCCAUGUUAAAUGUCAGUUUUGCUGGCUGUACUCUGCAUUUGACUCUCUGUUAUAAAGACCAAAGCUGUUCUGUGAAGCAAUCGAAUGUAAUCAGUUGUUCUUCAGUCUUUAGCAGGAUCCAUUAUCACUUGGUUUCAGCCAAAGAGAUAAGAGACUGGUAAACCCUGCUUCACAUUGUCAUUCACUUGCUAACUUCUGAAGGGUUUAGUUCUGUCUUUACAGUCUAAGAUAAUGUCUAAACUAGCUGUUGAAUAUUAGGAGUUGUGGUGUGACUAGUGCAUUGACGAAGUUCAUUUCACGCUCUGCAUACAUGUCACAUUCAGAGCUUUUCAAAUCUGAAUGCCCUUCUGGUGUUAUAUAUGACUGCUUGACUUGACAAUGCAGGAGCUGUGUGAGAGGACAAUCUGGCUGACUUUAACCCUGUAACAAGCAGUCCCAAUAUGGGAUGGACAAAGCAUAUUUCUGUAUAAACCAUUUUAAAAUCUUGUUUGUAAAAGAACAUCCUGCAUGUUUACAAUGUGACUGCCUCUGUAAAUUUGGUUCAGCAUCAUCAGACUAACUGGCUUCUUGAUAGUAAACUCUGAGGAGCAACCUUUCAGAGACCUGUAAUCAAAAGCUCAAGUACAGUAACCAUUUUAUUUUGUGUAUUUCAAUUGAAUGAAUCGAUUAGCCAAUCAAAAGUGAAUUAAUUGGCAACUAUUUUUUUUUUUUUUUUAUAAUUGAUUCACAUCAGUUAUUUUUUUAAGCAAAUGUGGCACCAAAAAAUGCUGCUUGCAGCCUCUCCAAUGUGGGAAUUUGCUGAUUUUCUCUGUUUUGCAUCAUUGUAGAUUAAAUAUCUUUAAGAUAAUAGUAGUUAGAUUCAUCAAAGAUGACAUGAAUGUUUGCAGCCCUAAUAUCAGUUUUGCCUUAAGAACAAGAAGCAACAACAUCCACAAGAACAUCAGGACUGGGCUGAUUGAAUGAAUGUAAUUCCUUGGAUACUGGGCUGGGGCCAAAAAGGUGCUUGGAAAUAGAUUGUUUUCAGUGGGAGUCACUGGUUUUUCAGGGGCUUCGAUCGGAACUGCGCAGAAGCAAAUGUAGCUGAAGAUCACAUUCAUAAAUCAUGUAUAAAAGAUACUCUGUGUGAGGAAUAUUUAACCCGAAAUGUUCUGUAUCAUUUAUUGUUGGCAUCUUCUUUUGGCUGGUCAGAAACAUUCUCCUCAACCCUUGGACCCUUGAACUCUGUAUUUGUUUUUAGUUCUGCUCUGACUGACUCAUUCCCAUCAGGCUGACAAAGUGACAUCUCCUAUUGAGAGAGCUGUCUCUGAGUUAAAUGAUGCCAGGAUGUCCCUACCAACAUAUGGACAUAACAGAAAGCAGAACAUUUUGGGGGGAAAGUCAGGGUUUCAGGGCAGUUACCCCAAUGUACUGUGUACCUCUGUGUAUUGUCUUUGUAACGGAUGAAAAUAAGUGCUGUUUUAUCACCAUCAUUAUCUGUUCAUCAUCAUAUUAAGGGAGAAUUUAACCCCGCCAAGACUGUCAGAUAUUUUUUUCCUCACCACUCACCCCCUCUGCUCUGUUUCCUGUUCUUGACCACACUCUUUUCCGGUGACCCUCUUCUUUGCUCUCCCAUUACUGCUGCAUCCUGCUGCGCUGUGGUUUUAAUAAUAAAACAAUCUGAGACACCA